Molecule: messenger RNA, 774 nt
Organism: Lipotes vexillifer (Yangtze River dolphin)
Lineage: Eukaryota; Metazoa; Chordata; Mammalia; Artiodactyla; Lipotidae
Gene: MIEN1
Product: migration and invasion enhancer 1
Exons: 4
Coding region: 63-410 (115 amino acids)
Biological process (GO): positive regulation of filopodium assembly; negative regulation of apoptotic process
Cellular component (GO): cytosol
Source: RefSeq, a predicted model, not a curated record
CCGUCACGUGCCUGCGGCUUCGCGUCACACCCGGAAGCUGCUGCUGUGGGGAGCCGGCAGUAAUGAGCGGGGAGACAGGGCCGGCGUCCGCAGCGCCCCCUCCCGGGGAGGUCGAACCGGGCAGUGGGGUCCGCAUCGUGGUUGAGUACUGUGAACCCUGCGGCUUCGAGGCGACCUACCUGGAGCUGGCGAGUGCCGUGAAGGAGCAGUAUCCUGGCAUCGAGAUCGAGUCGCGCCUGGGGGGCACAGGGGCCUUUGAGAUCGAAAUCAAUGGACAGCUGGUGUUCUCCAAGCUGGAGAAUGGAGGCUUUCCUUAUGAGAAAGAUCUCAUUGAGGCCAUCCGAAGAGCCAGUAACGGAGAGCCCCUAGAAAAGAUCACCAAUAGCCGCCCUCCCUGCGUCAUCCUGUGACUACACGUGAUUCUGGGUUCCUGUUCUCUUCUGGGAUCCAAGCCAUGGUCACCCCUUUGGUUCUGCUGAGGGCUCCCUACUGCCUCUUUCACCUCACUUAGCUCCCUGCAGCUAAGAGACCCUGGCCUCCACUUUGCCCCUUUGGGUACCAGGAGGGUUCUGCGGUCUUAGGGGUCAAAGAGAAGACCCUCUCCAUGGGCAUUUCUACAGCCACCUUAUACCCCUUUCCCAGGAUCAGUGCCCACAAAAACCUGCUCCCCUCUCCAGCUUAGCCAUACCUGUCAGAUGCUACCAUAGUUCUAAUUUAUUUUCCACUAACCCCAGGCAAUGUCAGCUACUGGCAAUAAAGUGGCACUGCAAACAC